ACAGGAGACAUUAUGGCGGGCGUGCCAUUGUGGAGGCCCUGUUCUGAGUGGAAUGCGUCGUUCUGUCCAACCCGAAAUACAAAUGUAUAGGGGCUUCGCUUUUGGAGCAUUUCGUCAGCCUCACUCGCAAACUCACGUCGUCGCCCGGGCAGUAGUAGAAGAAGUUCGCCCGCCUAGAGGCUACUUUGGGUGCGUUCAGUUCUACGGACCUGCACCCUCUCGAUAUCACAAUUCUACUGCUCUGCGCUUCAGGAAUGGCACAGCCUCACCAUGCGACUGCAGCAGGCGAGUCUCCCGCGUGCUGCGCUCGUGAAUCAGCAGCUCCGGUGGAAUUUUGCGGGAGCUUUGGGUGCAGUCUGGCCCGUUGGUUGGUCCAGUGUGCAGGAGCACGUCGGGGAGUUGAUUUCGUUAAGUGAAGGAGGUUGGAGUGAAGGCAGGGGGAGUGGAGAGGGUUUGGAAUGGUGGAAUGCAGACGUGAGUAGUUGUGUGGCGAGUAAGUGUGGUGAAGAAGUUUGCAAGGGAGAGGGGAGCGAUGGUUGUUGUUGGUGGUGUGGUGGUGUCGGAUAUGUUGGAGGUGUUGCUCGUUGCCAGAAAUGGUUUAGUGUUGCUGUUCGAGUAAUGCGGAAGCUGAAGGUCAUUCCAGUGCCUACGCGGAUGAGGAAUCGGGAGGAAGCGGAUCGCUGGUGUGCGUUUGAUAUUGCUUCGAUCGAGAAUGGCUCGUGCUGGGCUGUAAAGGGGCGUGUUCCAACAGGACUCUUCUUUGGUGAUUCCAUUGAGGUGGACUUGAAAUUUGUGUUGGGAGAGGGAAAGACACUAGAGUCAACCAACACUGAUAUUCAUGAUUCUGGUAAUAACAUGACGGACAACUAUAGUUUGAGCUGCCAAAGUACAGAUCUUGAGGUCCUGUCCUGCUCAUAUACAGUACACGUGGUUAGCACUUCAAUAGGUGUCCCUUUGAUACUCGAUGGUGCGAAGCCGGGAAAUAAUGGCUCACCUGUGCCGGUUCUUGAUGCUUCAUCAUUGAGAUUUAUGGCAGAAGAUAGUAUAACAUCCGACCGGGUGGAAGUGCUCCAUCAUGGGCAGUCCUCAUUUCGAGGAUCUAACGACACGUCAAUGCGGUUCUUUGUGGGUUUUUCACAUAUUGUAUGGAGACCGAUCUGGACCUUGUGGCGCUUCUUUAUACCCCAGUUGAUGAAGUUUGUCGCUCCGCUUAAAAUUGGUUAAUCAAUGUCUGCAUCAUAUCAGGUGAAAAAGGCGUGUACGUCGUGGACUCCCGAAGAACAACCUGCAAGUUGCUGGUGAAUUUCUGGCUUAAGUCUUACGCCUAACUGCCUCCACACUCGUAUCUUAGCAUUAGAAGCUACCAGGUUGGUAGUUUCGAGAACUGGAGGGUUCACCUUAGUAAUGAUGAUUUUUACAUUGUUUCGAUGCAGUGCUCGCCAAGAUAGGCUCCACGACUUGGGAAAUCCUACUCACAUCUUGGGAGGAGCUCAAGCUUGGGCCACAGUAGGAGUAGGUCUAAGUUUGAGAGGUGUGUGUUUGUGAGCUUUUUGUAGUUUUUAAUUGGUCUGUGAAGAAAUAUUGUUAAUAUUAAUAUUCAACUAAUUUUUUCCCCCAAAAAUCCAGGAAGGUCAAAGAUGUAGUGUUGUGAUACCUCACUAGUCUGGCAAAUAUGCUGCAUCUGAAGUGUAAAGAUCACGGAUGCCCUGCACUUUGCACCUUCA
Molecule: messenger RNA, 1724 nt
Organism: Physcomitrium patens
Lineage: Eukaryota; Viridiplantae; Streptophyta; Bryopsida; Funariales; Funariaceae
Source: RefSeq, a predicted model, not a curated record